Molecule: messenger RNA, 2246 nt
Organism: Capsicum annuum
Lineage: Eukaryota; Viridiplantae; Streptophyta; Magnoliopsida; Solanales; Solanaceae
Product: protein CANDIDATE G-PROTEIN COUPLED RECEPTOR 7
Exons: 1
Coding region: 717-2021 (434 amino acids)
Biological process (GO): transport
Cellular component (GO): membrane; Golgi apparatus
Source: RefSeq, a predicted model, not a curated record
GCUCUACAAAAUUUCCUUGGUAACUUCAAAACUAAGACUCUUGUUUACCUUUUCUUCUCCCAACAAGAUCCAGAUCUAACGCAUGAAAAGGCUAAUUCCGUCAGUUCAACUAUCUUCUCCUACAUUUUACUUUUUAUUCAUUUCUUUUCAGUCCUACGUUUUACGAUCUAUUUUCAAAAUGACCAAAUGGCCCUUCCCCUCACUGUGAAUAAUUAGUUUUACAAAAUACUUUAUAUUUUCUUUAUUUUUUAAUGGUUCAGCUCUCAAAAUAGGAUAAAAUUCACAUACCCUAUUUUUUUUUUUUUAUAAUUAUAUUGAAUACGUUAUUAUUUUUUCGCACUUUUUGGAAAAUUAUUUUCUUAAAUUUUAAGAAAUAUAUUGCUAAGAUAUUUCAACUACCCAAUUAUUAAAAAAAUUCAUACCGACCUCAUAUGUUGAUAUUUACAAUUUGGUUUGACCUUGUUAGAAUAAUAAACGUAAACUUGAGAAUUAAGUCUACCAUAGUUACCUUUUUUUCUCCAACAAGAUCCAGAUCUGGCGCCUGCUAAGGCUAAUUCCGUCAUUUCGUUAUUAUCUCCCCGUACAAUUUUAUCCUUCAUUUCUUUUUAGUCACACCUUAAUUGUUCUUACUCCCAAAAUCCCCUCGCCGGCGCUGCCGUCCUCCUCCUCAACCACUGUUAAUACCUCCACUCGCCGUCGUAUCCAAUUUUCCCAAAAUGACGAAACUACCCCUACCCUUCCUCCUCCUUCUAUUUCUCGUCUCGUUCACCACUGGCGAGAUAAAGAAACUCAAAAUCUCGUCGGAUCCACGUGCAAUGAUCCUUUUCGAACGGUUCGGGUUUACUCAUACGGGUCAUGCCGCCAUUAGUGUUUCCUCGGUUUCCGUUAUCUCAACAUUAGCCUCUCCGGACCCUGCACGGCUCGGCUUUUUCCUAUUAUCGGAAGAAGCUUUAUUACAAGUUCUCCUUGAAUUGCAACAAAACCCGACAUUCUGUGUACUCGAUUCGAAAUUUGUGAAUUUGUUGUUCACUUUUCGUGAACUUUCUCCGCCCCCGAAUUCGUCGUUUAAUCGGUCGUAUCCGGUUACUUCUCCGAAUGAGUAUUCGCUUUUUUUUGCGAAUUGUGCCCCUGAAUCGAAAGUUUCAAUGGAUGUACGGACGGAGCUUUAUAAUAUGGAUACUAAUCAAGUGAAGGAUUAUUUAUCUGCGGGGUUAACGGUUUUGCCUGGGUUGUAUUUUUUGUUUUCGUUUGCUUAUAUUGGAUUUUUGGGGGUAUGGUUGUAUGUGUGUGCAAAAAAUAGGAAAUCUGUUCAUCGGAUUCAUAUGCUUAUGGCUGCGUUGGUUGUGAUGAAGGGAUUGAAUUUGAUAUUUGCAGCGGAGGAUAAGCAUUAUGUUAAGGUUACUGGUACUGCUCAUGGUUGGGAUGUUUUGUUUUAUAUAUUUCAGUCUAUUCGUGUUGUUUUGUUGUUUACUGUGAUUGUUUUGAUUGGUACUGGAUGGUCGUUUUUGAAGCCGUUUUUGCAAGAGAGGGAGAAGAAGGUGUUGAUGAUUGUGAUCCCACUUCAGGUUUUGGCCAAUGUGGCUUCGAUUGUGAUUGGUGAAACGGGUCCGUUUAUUAGGGAUUGGGUGACUUGGAAUCAGGUGUUUUUGAUUGUUGAUAUUAUUUGUUGUUGUGCUAUUAUAUUUCCUAUUGUUUGGUCGAUUAGGUCUUUGAGGGAGACGUCCAAGACUGAUGGAAAGGCUGCGAGGAAUUUGUCGAAGUUGACUUUAUUUAGGCAGUUCUACAUUGUGGUGAUUGGGUACUUGUACUUUACGAGGAUUGUUGUGUUUGCAUUGAGGACAAUUGCUGCAUAUAAGUAUCAAUGGGUGGCAAAUGCUGCCGAGGAGAUAGCCAGCUUGGCAUUCUACAUGGUGAUGUUUUACAUGUUUAGGCCAGUGGAGAAGAAUGAGUACUUUGUUCUUGACGAGGAGGAAGAAGAGGCUGCAGAGUUGGCUCUUCGAGAUGAGGAGUUUGAGCUGUGAAGUUGAGUUCUGGUGGAAGGUGUCCUGUCAUCUAUGCAGUUCGCAGCCUAACACUGUGAGUUCACUUAAGUGAUAAUUAGGUUUGCAGGGAUGAAUUAUGAAUUAUCAUUUACUGUUCUUUUACUUUUUCAUUUUUAUUAAACAAUAUUGCGGGUUGUAGUAAUAGCACUAUAAUCAUUGAACAGUGGUUUUCAUUUUUUUAUAUUGGAAGUUCUUUCAUUGGAA